This is a messenger RNA of Carassius carassius (crucian carp), 1186 nucleotides long. Its product is annotated as vesicle transport protein GOT1A-like. Gene Ontology annotation, biological process: endoplasmic reticulum to Golgi vesicle-mediated transport; retrograde transport, endosome to Golgi. Gene Ontology annotation, cellular component: membrane; endoplasmic reticulum. Lineage: Eukaryota; Metazoa; Chordata; Actinopteri; Cypriniformes; Cyprinidae. The record is from RefSeq and is a predicted model, not a curated record. The coding region runs from base 373 to 774 and encodes 133 amino acids. The transcript has 5 exons.
UAUACUAACUUUGUUUACAAUUAUUUGUCAUGCUAAUAAUGCACAUUACAUUAAGGUGAUUAAAGUGCAGGGGGAUAUUAACAAGCUGUGAAAGGGUGUUGUUUAGGGUGGCAAGCUGUGGCAUGUGAGGUAAGGAAAUGAGGGCAGAGGAGUGAGUGGACACAUGCUUCUGUGCAUGAGUGAUUGAACUGUGAUAGAGUCUAGAUGAGAUAAAGUAUCAUCAGGCAGAAAGUUCUCUCUCAUCAGUCUAAUAGGUUUGGUUAAUGUUCACCCUACAGUAGGGUUCAAAAGUCAAGCAUUUGUGUGCAAGACACAAACCAGUAAAAACCAAGAAAUUAAAACUGGGAGAUCUGAGACAACAGAGCGGAAACCAUGAUCACAAUCACAGAGUUUCAAAAAAUCGGUGUGGGUCUGUCAGGAUUUGGCAUGUUCUUUGUACUGUUUGGGAUAAUGCUGUACUUUGACUCGGUCCUGUUGGCAUUUGGAAACAUUCUGUUUCUGUCUGGUUUGGCCUUCAUCAUUGGCUUGAGGAGGACGGCCCACUUCUUUUUCCAGAGACAGAAGCUCAGAAGCUCCGCCUUCUUUUUAGGAGGCGUGGCUUUAGUUCUACUAAGAUGGCCUCGUAUUGGGAUGCUAGUGGAGACCUAUGGCUUUGUGCUUCUAUUUAAGUCAUUCUUUCCAAUGGCUUUUGGAUUUCUCGCAACAGUCUUAAACAUUCCUUUUUUAACUAUGAUUUUAAACAAGUUAUCUGGAAGUAGUUCCUCAAUGGUGUAAGAGCAGAUGCUGGAAAUCUGGAGGUGCUUUUGCAGUGAACUGUGCACAUUUUAGUUGUUGUUUUUUAAGUAUAUGAUGGAGAGAUGUCAGUUUAUUUUAUUUUUAAUAUUUUAGCCUAUUUACACUAGUUAUACUUUAUAAUAUGUUGAAUAAACUGACCAAACAUGCCCAAUGUUCUACUCAAGAAUAUUUUAGCAUUCUUUUAUUUAAAUACAUAUCUAAAAAAAAAUCUGAAUUUGAAGUGCACAAGACAAAUGCAAGUAGAUUUCUCUUGACGUGAACACAAACAAAAAGUAAAAUGUCCUGUGAUCUCUAAAAGCUUGUUGAUGUGCCCUCAGCCCAUCAAGUUAUGAAUACAUAUUUUAGAGCUUGCAGUGCUUUUCCAAUCAUCUUAUUUCUAUUUGAUCUGUCU